Electrophorus electricus (electric eel) is the source of this 2650-nucleotide messenger RNA. RefSeq lists its product as uncharacterized. Gene Ontology annotation, molecular function: opioid growth factor receptor activity. Gene Ontology annotation, cellular component: membrane. The record is from RefSeq and is a predicted model, not a curated record. Lineage: Eukaryota; Metazoa; Chordata; Actinopteri; Gymnotiformes; Gymnotidae.
UGUGUGUGGCGAGGCUGUGCUCACUUCUGCGAGCGUCGUUUGCCGGGCUCUGGAGCUGUUUCAGAGCGUUGCUGAACUACCUAUAUAUAAAUAUGAGUAAACGUUACUCGAAGACGGACAAUUUAGAAAGGGACACAUCGUACUGCGAAAACAAAUAUGACUCCACAUGGGAAGACGAAGAUGAUGAUACCGAAACCUCUGAGAUAAACACCCGAAACACAUAUGCUGCGAAAGAUAUGCAAAACUUCAGGCACAGAUUUCGGGAAAUAAACUUUGAUGAUGGCAGUAGCUCAGAUGAACCGGAUCAGGAGGGAAGCAAACUGCCCAACCUGAAGUUUUACCAAAACCUGGAGCCGUCGGCCCCUGAUGGUAUAUACAUUAAGGAUUAUCAUGAAAAUUGGUUUAAUAAUUACAAAUACUUGGAACAAAAUCACGUCUACAUUCAGUGGUUGUUUCCAAUACAAGAGCAGGGGAUGAAUUUUUAUGCAUACCCCCUUACUGCAAAGGAAAUCAAGCUUUUCUGUGAAGACAAGGAUGUGAAGGAAAGGCUACUGAAGUCUUACAAGCUCAUGCUGGACUUCUAUGGCAUAAAACUGGUUGAUGAAGAGAGUGGUGAGGUGACGCGUGCGGAAAACUGGGAAAAGCAAUUUGAAAACCUGAACAGAAACUCGCACAACAACCUUCGCAUUACGCGCAUUCUGAAGUGUCUGGGUAUUCUGGGGUUUCAGCACUAUCAGGCACCACUGGUGAAGUUCUUCCUCCAGGAGACUCUGGUGAACAGGACACUUUCCAGAGUGAAAACCAGUGCUCUUGACUACUUCAUGUUCGCUGUUCUGGAUAAGUCCGAUCGAAGGAAACUGAUUGAAUUUGCCUUCCAAACAUUUGAGCCAAAAAAAGAGUUUGUAUGGUGUCCAAAGAGGAUUCAAAUACAAUUUUUAAAUCAGAAGAGAGAACAUGAAGCACCAAGGAAGAGUGAGUCAAAAUCAAAUCCCAAUAUGAAAUCCCAGUGUCAAAUUCGAGUAUCAACUCCCAAAAUCAAAUGGGAAAAUACAAAGGCAUCCUGUUCAGAGUCUGAGACCCAAACAGUGCAUGAGGCAUCACAGAGCAUUUCACCUUCUCAUGGGGUUUCCAAGGUACAAGGUGAAGAUGAACUCCACAGAGUGACGGAUCAAAACUCAAGUAAUCCAGUUUCUACCUUAAGUGAGUAUAGUGCAGAUGCAUCUGGUUGCAUCAAAGGUCUAAGCAAAAAAAGAAGUGAAGAGGAGUUAUCGGUUCAGGGAGAGUGUGAGAUUAGCACACUAGGUAUUGCUAAAGGAGAUUCAGAAAGAACAUCUGCCACCCAGAAGAGUGAUGGUGAACUCACAGAUACUGAUACCGUACAGGAGCUAGACCAGACCAGUGCAGAAAAUGCCCCAGAUAAGAAUAUACACACUGAGCUUAGUGGAGAGGAGAGUGAUCUGUCACCUGUGCCAAAAAAUGAAGAAAUGUCUGGCAAAGGCAUGUUUAAUAAUCAACCCACCAAGCAGAAUUUACAAGACAAUUCCUAUGAAACAUCAGGAAGUGACACGGCAGAUAAAAAAUCGGCUUUAGGUAGAAAUGGAGGGAACAAACACCAAGGCUGUGAGUAUCUGGGAAUGGAUGGACUGCCACGUUGUCAAAUGGCCACUGGAAAAGCCAAUACAAAUGGAACUGACAAAGGCACAGAUGAUCAUUCAGUAUGUUCAUUUAUGUUUAGUGAUCAGUUUACUAAAUCCAGCAACACCAAUAAUACCGGUGUCCUUGCUAGUGGUUCUGUUUUGUUACAUAACAAAGGAGCAAAUUCUGACCAAACAUCUGUAAAGUGUGAAGAGCGCGACGUCCCAGGUGGACUUAUGGACAAAGAGGAUACACAGCAGAGUGUAAACGAGCACGUCAGAACUCCCAGUAGUGGUGACGGAGUGUCUGAAGAUGAUGGGGGAGUCCGUAAUGGAGACACAAAAGGAGACACAGCAGCAAACUCUUAUUACUGAGACAGGAAAUUCCAGCAGGAUGGAGACACGGGAAAUAGGAAGGAAACUACACUCUAGACUCAAUUAUUUAUUUUUACAUUAAUUUUGUGUUUGGCUUUAAAUUUCUUAAUUACACACCGAUUAUGAAAGUAAAAUAUGAAGACCAAAGUCUCCUAUAGAUCACAUGGUAGUAGGAUUAAACAUAUUGGUGAUGGAUUUUCAUUUGUUUCAUUAAUUAAAGCCAUUAUAGUUUCAGUUAUCUAUAUUAAUUAAUCUUUAUUAAGACUAUAUUAAUCUUUUUUGUUAGAUGAUUUCACAGAAUGGCAUUGUUAGGAGGAAUACUGGUUUAUGUUUUCAAACUAAUGUGUGAUAAGAUGUAUCACAAAACGCUUCCCAUUUCAAUUUCCUGAAUGUCUCUGGCAAUUCUUCUGUACCACGGCGAGUGUCCUUGAGGCAGACGUCAAGGUCAGGAGGUGAUAACCUGCUCUGGUCCAGGACCUCCCUUCUCUCCUCCUGUCUCUCUUGCUGUCUCUCUCAUUCUUCUCAAGUUUGGUCACACUCCUGUGUUUGAUGGAAUGACUGCCAGGUGUUAGACAAGAACUCUUCUUUGUGGCUAAGAAAAGUUUCUCCACACUUGCAAAUAAACAUACAGAAUCUGAGGA